Messenger RNA from Alternaria arbusti, 3657 nucleotides. RefSeq names its product putative NRPS-like protein biosynthetic cluster. The record is from RefSeq and is a predicted model, not a curated record. Gene Ontology annotation, molecular function: phosphopantetheine binding; kinase activity. The transcript has 3 exons. Bases 1 to 3657 code for a protein of 1218 amino acids. Lineage: Eukaryota; Fungi; Ascomycota; Dothideomycetes; Pleosporales; Pleosporaceae. Gene Ontology annotation, biological process: carbohydrate metabolic process.
AUGGCACCAGCGCAGAUAGCUAUCCCUGCGCCACUACGGCCGUCAACAACACCAUCCACAUUCAGACAUGCGCGAGACGACCUCCUUCAACCGGACGAAUCCUCGAUAGAAACAGUCGAUGCGCUCGUCCGGCAUCGCGCGCGUCGUGACCCUCAUGUCACCAUCGUAUCGUAUCCGAGCUCUGGGGUUGACUUCGCGGAUUAUACCAUGCAGCAGCUGGACGUCUUCGCGUACAGAGUAGCUCGACACUAUCAGACCUUCAUCCCUACAAGAUCGAGUUCUGCGGAGAUGCCAACCACAGUAGCCGUUCUGGGACCAAGUAACAUGGACUACAUUGUCUCGAUGCUCGCGCUUACCAAACUCGGCCAUACGGUACUUUUCCUUUCAACGCGUAUAUCUCAAGCAGCUAUCGACUCUCUUAUCACCACCACCGGAGCCACCUAUCUGCUGGCGGAUUCACGAUAUGCGCAAUCUGCAAUCGAUGCUCAGAAAGCCAUACCAGGGUUGCAGAUCGGCGAAAUUGCCAGGCCUGACACUUACAACUUUCCUGUUGAAGUCCAUGCAGACACCCGCCUUGACUACCAACUCGACCAUACAGUCGAAGCCUCGAAUAUCAUCUACAUUAUACACUCUAGUGGCUCUACCGGAUUACCGAAGCCAAUAUACCAGCCACAGAGAAGUGCAAUCGCCAAUUAUGCCAUUAGUAUGGAUAUGAAAGCAUUCAUUACCCUUCCCCUGUAUCAUAAUCACGGCAUCUGCAACUUCUUCCGCGCGAUAUACAGCGGCAAAUCCAUCCAUAUCUACAACGCCGACCUGCCCCUGACCCAGUCUUAUCUGGCUACAAUAUUGAGGCAGCAUAGAUUUGAGAUCUUCUAUGGUGUGCCUUAUGCGCUCAAGCUUCUCUCUGAGACAGAUGAGGGGAUCGAGCUAUUGAAGCAACUCAAGAUCGUCAUGUACGGAGGGAGUGCCUGCCCAGACGCACUGGGCGACCUAUUGGUGAACAGCGGCGUCAAUCUUGUCGGCCACUAUGGGGCCACUGAAGUAGGCCAACUCAUGACAUCCUUCCGACCUGCCGACGACAAGGUAUGGAACUACGUUCGCGAGUCACCGAAACUAUCGCCGUAUCUUCGAUGGGUAUCACGCGGACCCAAUCUCUAUGAAUGCACGGUCCUGCCGGGCUGGCCAGCCAAGGUCGCCUCGAACCUACCAGAUGGCAGUUACGCCACGAAAGACCUGUUCGAACCGCACCCUACGAUUGAGAAGGCAUGGAAAUACAUUGCGCGUCUCGAUGAUACAAUCGUAUUGGUGAAUGGCGAAAAGUUCAAUCCAGUCAUGAUGGAAGGAACGAUCCGGUCCCAUCGAGCUGUAACUGAGACGGUUGUCUUUGGUUCAGGUCGACCAUACCUUGGCGUUCUUGUUGUCCCAGCAAUCGAGGGCAUGCCGAAAUCGAAAGUCGUGGAUGAAAUCUGGCCUGUUAUUGAAGCGGCGAAUCGAACGGCCGAAGCGUACGCCAGGAUAUCCAGGGACAUGGUUCAGAUCCUACCAUAUGGCUGUCAAUUUCCGCGUACCGACAAAGGCAGUGUGAUAAGGCAACAGUUUUACAAGCAAUAUGCCAAUGAGAUUGAACACGCAUACGACGCCGUUGCAUCAGCUCAAGGAGAUCUCAAAACGUUGAAUGUUCCGGAACUUGAGGAUUUCUUACGUACUGUCCUGGCCAAACAGUUGACGCAGGCAGGCGAAAUCGAACGUACAACAGAUUUCUUCUCGCUAGGCCUGGACUCGCUGCAAUCGAUCCAAAUCCGGACGGAGAUUCUCAAGAACGUCAAUAUCGGUGACAAGAAGCUCGGCCAGAAUGUGGUGUUUGACCACCCUUCUAUUGCAUCUCUCGCCGCACAUCUCGACAGUCUUCGCACCGGGCAAGAGGAACAAGUUGUGUCGGUCACUGCGCAAAUGCAAGACCUUAUUGCUCAAUACAGCAACUUCGAGCCCAUUGCUAGACGUCAAGCUGCGCUUACUGGCGCGACCGGUUCGCUUGGUGCUCAUGUCCUUGUACAACUACUCUACCGCUCAGAUGUUGACACAGUUUACUGUCUUGUACGAGCCAAAGACUACACGACUGCAGCUCGCCGGGUUCGAGAGUCUCUCAUACAGCGAAAGUUGUACCACACCCUGUCGCUCUCUGGACGCAGGAAGAUACAAGCCAUACCUUCUGACUUGUCCGAGCCCCAUCUCGGCUUAGACGAUACGACUUAUGCGCGUGUUGCUUCAGGUCUUACCAGUGUUAUUCACUGCGCAUGGAGCGUCAACUUCAACAAGAACCUGAUGUCAUUUGAGAAGGACUGCAUUGCUGGUGUGCGUCACCUGAUUGACCUUUGCCUGGCUUCAUCAUCGACCAAGCCUGCAUCCUUCGACUUUUGUUCUUCGGUCAGUACCGUCGCACGAUGCCCCGAUAUGCGCACGCCUGAGCGAUUAGCCGAGCUUGACUGGGCCCAGGGUAUGGGAUAUGCCCAGAGCAAAUGUGUUGCCGAACACUUGUGCUUGGCGGCAGCGAAGGAGACCGGUGUCAAAGCGCGAGUCCUGCGCGUCGGUCAGAUCGUUGCGGACACUGUUCAUGGCGUGUGGAACUCAACUGAAGCAAUACCUCUCAUGAUGCAGUCCGCUCUUACUAUCGGCGCACUACCUCGACUGCAAGAAUUCCCAAGCUGGACACCAGUCGACGUUAUCGCAAAAGCCGUGACGGAGAUCUCGCUCAGCGACGCUGGAUCCGUAGUGGCAAAUGUCACCAACGCAAAGGCCUUCUCUUGGACCGACGAUCUACUUCCUGCCCUUCGAGAAGCCGGCCUUCAGUUUGAUGAAGUAGAACCCAAGGAGUGGGUGCGCAGGCUUCGCGAGUCCAAUCAGGAUGCGGUAGCGAACCCACCUAUCAAGCUUGCUGACUUCUUCGCAUCCAAGUACGACAAGGAUACUUUCGGUCCUUCACGUACAUACGAUACAACAGUCGCCCGAUCUUUCUCGCCUUCUCUUGACACAGCGCCUGUACUGGAUGCUGCAUUUGUGAGGACGUUUGUCAGACAAUUCCAGAACGCUGCCUGGCAGAUACGUACUACUCCAGUCGCGAAGCCGACGAGACGCGUUGUCAUUGUAGUUGCCGGGCCUUGUGGUAGCGGGAAAAGCACUGUCGUACGACGCAUCGACGCUCGCUUCAAAGCACCUUGUAUCGAGGGCGACGAACUACACACAGAGGAGGCCAUUGUAUCGAUGGCUGCCGGUACUCCCCUCAAUGACGUCGCUCGCGCCCCUUGGCUCGCGCGCGUUAGACAGCGAGCGCUCGAUACCGUGACCAAGGAAGGCCACGAGCGCGUAUUAGUCUCUUGUUCGGCUUUGAAGAAGUCAUACCGGGAUGAGUUCCGGGUUUUGGUGGAUGAAAAGAUACGGGUUGUGUUUGUGGACUUGCAAGUCGAGCCGGAAGAGCUUGUGCGUCGAAUUAAGGGAAGAGGUGGUCACUACAUGAAAGAGAAUAUGGUGGAGAGCCAAAUGGCCAUCUGGGAGACGGCUGAUGUAUCAGAGACGGAUGUGAUACCUGUAGAUGCUGGACAGUGCGUUGAAGAAGUUGUAGAGGAGAUCUCCGGGUUAUUGGAGGCGCUCGAUGUCAUGUAA